GGCUUUCGUAGAAGGAGAUGGUGGCAGCGGCUGCUGCACGAAGAACAACUUAGCACGAGGUGGCAAGGUGGCAGCCACACCGUCGACAGUCCAGGUCCUGCCUCCGUGGGGACGUCACCAUGGCUGCCGCUGAGGUCCCUGCACCUUCUGGGCACUUCACCCAGAUCAAAGAGCAGAAGUUGAAGCCUGGAGACCUAGAGGAGGAAAAAGAGGAGGAUGGGGCACAAAGAGUGGAAACCCCGGAGGGAGCUGCCCAGGAGUCAGAGGCUGACAACAGCUGCCUGCUUCUGGAUGCGAGUCCCCAGGAGCUGCCUUCAAGGACAGAGAGCGAUAGGCGGAUUCUGACCCUGCAAACCGUGCACCUGGCGUCCCAGGAUGUGCACCUACAGGGGUUGGGAUGGCUGAGCCUGCCACACUCCGAGGAACGUCCAGGAACGGUACCACAGACGGAAGGCAUACUGCAGUUGCCAUCCGUGCUGUGGCUUGACCCAGAGCCCGAGCUCAGCCUUCAGCAUUGCGUGACCGUCAGCAUCCCGGAAGAGCUGUACCCACCAGAGGAGCUGGAACUGAUGCAUUUUCACCUGCUGCAGGAGAACGUACUGGUGACCGAGGAGAAUCAAGAGUUACCGCCAAACUUGGACGAAAGCACAGCCCCGAAGAAGCCCAAAGAAGAUGAAAAAGAGGACCAGCUCCUGCCCCAGGGAGGGACAGACAAGAAAGAAGAGAGAUUCCUCUUUGUGGAAAUGGAACCAAAUGAAGGAAAAGACGAAAUCGUUCUGAGCAUUUCCCAUCUAAGCCUAGAAGAGAAGCAAGAUCCACCAGCGCCACCAGUGCCAAAGCAAACGAGUGUGCCGAGAGCCAAAGCCACAAAACCAGAGCCUGGAAGGCUGACCAAGGGAAAACCUCAGACCUUCCAGUGUGAAACCUGCCCGUUCACUUCUUCCAAACUCUCAACUUUCAAUCGUCACAUCAAAAUUCACAGCGACGAGCGGCCACACCUGUGCCACCUGUGUCUGAAGGCCUUCCGGACCGUCACUCUCCUUAGGAACCAUGUCAACACCCACACAGGAACCAGGCCCUACAAGUGUGGGGACUGCGACAUGGCGUUUGUCACCAGCGGAGAACUCGUCCGGCACAGGCGUUACAAACACACUCAUGAGAAGCCCUUCAAGUGCUCCCAGUGCAAGUAUGCCAGCGUCGAGGCAAGCAAGCUGAAGCGCCAUAUGCGCUCACACACGGGGGAACGUCCCUUCCAGUGCUGCCAGUGUGCUUAUGCCAGCAAGGACACCUACAAGCUGAAGCGCCACAUGCGGACACACUCAGGUGAGAAGCCGUACGAAUGCCCCACCUGCCACGUCCGGUUCACCCAGAGUGGGACCAUGAAAAUCCAUAUGGCCCAGAAGCAUGGCGAGAAUGUACCCAAACACAAGUGUCCCCACUGUGCCACCAUCAUUGCGAGGAAGAGCGACCUGCGCGUGCAUCUGCGGAACCUGCACGGCCACAGCUCCGAGGAGAUCAAGUGCCGAUACUGUCCUGCUGGCUUCCAUGAGCGCUAUGCCCUCAUUCAGCACCAGAGGACCCACAAGAAUGAGAAGAAGUUCAAGUGCAAGCAGUGUGAUUACGCGUGCAAGCAGGAACGGUGCUUGACAGCGCACAUGCGCACGCACACGGGAGAGAAGCCCUUCUCCUGCCUGCCCUGCAACAAACACUUCCGGCGGAAGCAGCUACUUACCGAGCACCUGAGGAAGGACCACGACCCCAGCUUCGUCCCCAGUGCGCACCUAUGCCUCAAGUGCGAUAAAAGUUUCUCCCGCUGGAGUAACCUGCAGAGACACAGAAAGAAGUGUGACCCGGAGCACGAGAGGUUAGCUCCCUCCAAGAACGGAAGACCAGUGAUGAGGGCCCAGGCCUCGGAGGGAGGAGCAGGACAUGAGGAAGAUGUUGCCGCCCAGGAGAGUGCCACCUCAGGGGAACUUCAGUGCCCUGAGGAGCAGGCUCUGGACCACCAAGGAGAAAGUGUGGCGGGGAGCCAGAGCCCAGACCAAGGCCUGACCUGUGAGAUGAUCUUUAACAUGAUGGAUAAGUGAGUGGGCGAGCUGCGGCCUCUGUAGGAAGAAACAAGUUAGAAACAAAGUUCUCAGCCACA
This is a messenger RNA of Mastomys coucha (southern multimammate mouse), 2146 nucleotides long. RefSeq names its product CCCTC-binding factor like (gene Ctcfl). Bases 120 to 2087 code for a protein of 655 amino acids. NCBI's taxonomy places the organism in Eukaryota, Metazoa, Chordata, Mammalia, Rodentia, Muridae. Gene Ontology annotation, molecular function: DNA-binding transcription factor activity, RNA polymerase II-specific; RNA polymerase II transcription regulatory region sequence-specific DNA binding. The transcript has 11 exons. Gene Ontology annotation, biological process: regulation of transcription by RNA polymerase II. The record is from RefSeq and is a predicted model, not a curated record. Gene Ontology annotation, cellular component: nucleus.